AAGACAUGAAAAAUCUCAAUAAGUGUGAACAAACAGACGCUUAAGUGUUUCUUUUCCAGUCAGUUUCGGUCAGGCUGCCCGAAUUCGCGGUGGGCAGGUUCAAACUCCAAGGCACACAAUCCAUCCAUCCAUCCAAUACAUAACUGCUUCUCUCUACUUCAUCAACCCAACCAAUCAACCAAAAAACCACCAUACCACCGUGGCUACCACCGCCGUGCAAGGCGGCGCGUGAGAAAGUUUGCGGCGCGUGAGGAAGUUUCCGGCCAUAUUUCCCAUACGUGCUGCUGAUUGAUCCACGCGGGAGGAGAAAUGGGACAGAAUCAAUCAGGAUGUGGGAUGCAGAAGAAAGAGAGUGAUUUGUUUGCUUCUGCUGUUGCCAAUGGUGAGUUGGAGGUUGUUGAAGCUAUGGUUGAUGAUGAUGUGAAUGUGUUGGAUAGAACUAUUGGUCGAGCUAGGUUGUCUCCUCUUCAUUUAGCAGCUGCCAAUGGUCGGAUCGAGGUGCUUUCCAUGUUGUUGGAGCAGAAUGUUAAAGUUGAUGUCUUGAAUCGCCAUAAACAGACGCCGUUAAUGUUGGCUGUGAUGCAUGGAAAGACCGGUUGCAUGGAAAAGCUUAUUCAAGCUGGAGCUAAUAUAUUGAUGUUUGAUUCUAUUCGUCGAAGAACUUGCUUGCACUAUGCUGCGUAUUAUGGCCACGUAGAUUGCCUAAAGGCUAUUCUUUCAGCUGCUCAUUCCACACCUGUUGCAGAUUCUUGGGGAUUUGCCAGAUUUGUGAACAUAAGAGAUGGAAAUGGUGCUACGCCACUGCACCUUGCUGCUCGCCAUAGACGGCUUGAAUGCCUUCAUUCCCUUUUAGACAACGGGGCUCUUGUCUGCGCUUCAACCGGUGGAUCCGGAUUUCCCGGAAGAACACCACUACAUAUGGCUGCCCGUGGUGGUUCUGUGGACUGUGUCCGCAUGUUGCUUGCUUGGGGAGCAGAUCGCCUUCAAUUAGAUUCUUCUGGGAGAAUACCAUUCACGGUUGCUCUUAAGCACAGACAUAGGGCAUGUGCGGCCCUACUCGAUCCUUCAUCAGCCGCACCGCUUGUUUGGCCGUCUCCGCUAAAGUUUAUCAGUGAGCUCAACCAGGAAGCCAAAGCCUUAUUGGAGAACGCCUUACUAGAAGCUAACAGGGAGAGAGAAAAAACCCUAUUAAAGGAAAUUGACAUAUCUUCAUCUCUGCUUCAUUCUGAUAGCAAAGACGAUGACAUUGUCUCAGAUUCUGAGGAAAGCAAUAUGGAGUUAUGUUGCAUAUGCUUUGAUCAAGUCUGCACAAUUGAGGUCAAACCUUGUGGUCAUCAAAUGUGUGCUCACUGUACCCUAGCACUAUGCUGUCUCAAGAAGCCCAAUCCUCAAACUGGUUGCACCACCGGACCGGCAUGUCCAUUUUGCCGAGGUGCCAUUCUUCAGUUAAUCGUUGCCAAGAUCAAGACUUGCAGUGAUACAGAAGUGGAAUCAAAUCCAACAAAACCAAGGAGGUCAAGAAAAUCAAAUUUCAGCGAAGGGAGCAGCAGCUUCAAGAGUUUGUCAGCCAUUAGCUCAUUUGGAAGGAUCACUGGUCACAAUUCAGGAAAGAUUGAUACCGAAAAGCAAUGAGAGAUUUCUUAAGUCUUGAUGAUUGCCGGCGGAUUCUUUGCUUCCAUUGACAUAUGAAUGGCGUUUACACUUGCUGUGGAAUAGCUACCUAUAGUAGUAAGCAUGUUAUUUGAAUUCAAUUUUUUCUCGUUGUCUAAAAGAUCACUAAGAUCAUGCAAGACAAAAGAUGAACUAGAUUCUUAUAUGGUCUGUUUGAGUCAUUGUAAUACGAUUAUCGGUUGAACUUUUGACAGACGGUUGCAUUUUAAUUUCACCAAUUAUAAAAUGUAAGUAUACAUGAGACAUUCAAUUCUCUUGAGUGUAGUACUCGGUUUUCGUCUUCAUCCAAGCUGUGUGAGCAUCUGAUGACACGUGGCUUGGAGUUUAUUCAAUUCAACGCUUUUUCGGCUAGGAUUCAUUUGCGACCGGAUCUUGUCAAUUAUUCAACUGAAGAAUUUGUAUUUUGAAUAUAAGUGGUUAGUUUUCUCAUUCUCUGUACUCUCAUUCUUGUUGCUUAGUACUCUGCACAGGUCAAUUGUAACUGUGGAAGAGUAAUGAUUGGUAAAUAUUGUAAAGCUUCAAAUAUAUUGUUUGGGGCAUUCAUUUAUCCCUUUGACUUGGAAAAAUAUAUUGUGUUUUGUUUUCACUUUCAA
Molecule: messenger RNA, 2264 nt
Organism: Lathyrus oleraceus (garden pea)
Lineage: Eukaryota; Viridiplantae; Streptophyta; Magnoliopsida; Fabales; Fabaceae
Product: putative E3 ubiquitin-protein ligase XBAT31
Exons: 8
Coding region: 310-1632 (440 amino acids)
Cellular component (GO): cytoplasm
Molecular function (GO): protein binding
Source: RefSeq, a predicted model, not a curated record